AUGUUUAUAGCUGUAGUAUUUGUUACGUUGUUCACAAAAACCCUCCUUGGGGAAGCCAGUUAUCACACAUGUAUGCCAAAUACACAGUUCUUAAUGAAUGGCCGACUAUGUUACUGCAACAGUAUGGGCCGUUGGAGCGAGGGCACAUGUCAGACGAUAGGACGACGGCAAACCUGCCAACCAGGCCAGAUAAUAUGGGAGGAAUGUAGCCAAUGCAUCUGUCAGGACAAUGGGAAGCUCCUCUGCACAGACACAGAAUGCACUGAUGAUGCAACGAAGAAGAACACGACUAAUUUUGAAAUUGGGUCCGAAUUGUGGUGUACUCCCUUCAGGUCCUAUUACAUCAAUUGCAGUCUUUGUGUGUGCCCUGCGUCAGGAAAGAUGUCAGAAGCCCGCUGUGCCACUGACUCCUCAUGUUCCCUUAAAGGUCCCAAUGUCUCCCUCGAUAUGAUUACACAGAACGUUUGUAUACCAAAGGUCAUGUACUUGUUUAGCUGUCUACAUUGCUUAUGUUCUGAUGAAGGCUAUUUUAUUCAGAACAAAUGUGUCGAAACUUGUCAUAAGCUCCCGAAAUCAGCAAGGAGAUGCAUACCCAGAACUUUUUAUCGUGUCGAUUGCAAUGUUCACCGGUGUCCAGAGACCGGUGUACCUGAUGAAACUAUGAGAACGAAAACGAAUUGUAACAAGAAACUCAAUCCACUCACUACGUUAGCUAAUCUGAGAAAUAUCACAAUGGCGUGUACACCAAAUAAAUAUACGAAACCUAAAUGUAUUUAUUGUGAAUGUAACUCACAGGGCGUAGUAAACGAAAGCAGUUGCCUAGAACAAGAAUGUUUGAAAAUUCAAGACUUCAAGUAUGACUCUGUUAAAAGUACGUGUAAUCCUGGAGAGCUGGUGCCUACUUGUGUGGAAUGCUUUUGUCCUCGAAACGGUCUCACUACAGAAAAGUAUUGUACGAGAGUCUGCUCGUUCCAAAAUAAGCUAAUUAUGCUAGAACGAGUGUUGAAGGACACAAUCACUUCCAUAGAACGAAAUACUGUAAAGGAAGUAAUUGGAGCUGACACUUGCGACCCUAAUUCACUUAUACUCGACCAGGGCAGAUAUUGUUUAUGUCCUGAAAACGGUAAUGUUAAUCUCAAACUCUGCACUUCAGUCACUGAUAUAAUUAGUGCUCCUAAGAGAACUCAGAGAGUGUUAAUAGAUAAAACAUCCAUCAUUGAUUACAAUGUAACUUGUGAACCAAAUACAUUCAUUGAAUUCGGAUGUAACACUUGUUAUUGUACAAAAGAUGGAAAAAUCGACGCAAAAUGGUGCACGUUUGAUGACUGUGAAGCUAAGAACACAAUACAAGAGUCGCACAGGAGUCGCAAUGAACCCGUAAAAACAGAAACGAUGGCUACAUGUGUUGCGGGAUCUAUCACAAAAGUAGAUUGUAACUUUUGUAUUUGUAGUCCAUCAGGACUAAUGAAGGACAGAGCGUGCACCAACAACACUUGUAGCGGUAAAUAUAAGUCGGUCGUUAAUGAAUUUGCUUGUGAACCUUCAUCCUAUUAUACCGUCGACUGCAACAUUUGCUUCUGUGGAACUGAGGGUAUCAAAAAUGUGAACAAAUGCACUAAAAAUCAGUGUGAGACUAAUUUCUUGAGGUCUGAUUCGUGCUCUCCGGGUGAGCUGUUCAGUGACGACUGCAACAUCUGCGUCUGUCCUCCAAACGGGGAUAAGAAGGACAAAGCUUGCACGAACAGAACAUGCUCCGAAUCAGACACGCCGUGGAAGAAGAUAUUUAAGCUAUCACAGAAUCUUUCAGGCAACCAGGUGGUGGAAGAUUCGACGAAAAAUCUGAAUCUUUGUUUUCCUGGUGAGGAAUUUCAAUCAGAUUGUAAAAUCUGUAUUUGUCCAGACGUGGGUUUGAAAGAGUAUGCGUCAUGUACUCCCACGACAUGUGAGAAAUCGAAAAUUAUUAGUACAUCCAAACCGCUGAGUGUUUUAAGAGGAGAUUAUAAUGAAGAUACAUUUGGCUACGAUUUUGUUAGUACUAACACUGAAUCUGGUAGUGAUGAAGAAGUAAGGGAUGCUGAUGAUGGAGAAGCCAGUCUGAGAGAAGAAGAGGAAGAACCAAUAAUCAAUACACGAAGAGAAAACUGUAUCACUUACAAUGUCACCGACAGUUCUGAGAGACAUAUUUGUACGCCAGGAUCGCAAUAUAUUAUAAGGUGUCGUGUUUGCAUCUGUCCUUACAUGGGCAACAUCAACUACUUCUGUCGACCGCUGCCACCGAAUCAAUAUUGUGAACAGGCGUUCCCAAAUUUCAAUUACGUUCCCAUGGGCAGGAGAAUUGGAAAUGUUAAUGCGACGGUGAAUGUAACCCUCAAAUAUCCGAUUCAAGUGACGAUACCUCAUAACCACACGAUGCACAGAUGUGAGGAACCAGGCAAACUAACUGACAAUUGCUAUAUCUGUGAAUGUGAAACGGACAAAAUCCUCGUAGAAGAACAUUGCUACAAGAGCGAAGACGAAGCGUGUGUGAAUGCUACUCCGUCUUUCAUUAAAACUGGGGAACACCCUAUUUAUGUUAAAAACUAUAAUAAGGUUAAAAAGUAG
Molecule: messenger RNA, 2601 nt
Organism: Spodoptera littoralis (African cotton leafworm)
Lineage: Eukaryota; Metazoa; Arthropoda; Insecta; Lepidoptera; Noctuidae
Source: the annotation of a GenBank genome assembly